Molecule: messenger RNA, 1147 nt
Organism: Myripristis murdjan (pinecone soldierfish)
Lineage: Eukaryota; Metazoa; Chordata; Actinopteri; Holocentriformes; Holocentridae
Gene: ngfb
Product: nerve growth factor b (beta polypeptide)
Exons: 3
Coding region: 185-790 (201 amino acids)
Biological process (GO): cell surface receptor protein tyrosine kinase signaling pathway; positive regulation of peptidyl-serine phosphorylation; modulation of chemical synaptic transmission
Cellular component (GO): axon; synaptic vesicle; dendrite
Molecular function (GO): nerve growth factor receptor binding; growth factor activity
Source: RefSeq, a predicted model, not a curated record
GAGAGAAGAGAGGGCUGCAGCAGAGGCACAAGAGGCAGGGCAGAGGAGAGCGGUGCUGUGCUGCAUGGGGGCCACAGCCGGGCCACAUGGCAGGAGUCCAGACCACAGUGUGCUCUGAUCACGUGCUCUAGGAGCCGCCACAGGGCUACAGUUCACCUGGAAGCACUGACAAGGUUGUGUGCCCAUGAGGCCGUCUGUGCUGGUCCUGGUCCUGUUCAUCAGUGCCCAGGCUGUGGCUGCCACCGGAGGGGACUCCUGCACCACCAACACAGGGCAGCAGCAGGAUCCGGGCGGGGCCCCCAGCUCUGUCCCCACAGUGGACCCCAAGCUCUUCACCAAGCGCCGCUACCGCUCACCCAGGGUGCUUUUCAGCGCCCAGCCCCCGAACAUGGAGCCGCCAGGGCCGCAGGGGGCCGGCAGCAGGGCCCGUAGGCGGGCGGGCCAGCCUCAGCACCGCGGGGUGUACUCGGUUUGUGAGAGCAUUAGCGUCUGGGUGGGCAACAAGACCAAGGCCACGGACAUCUCAGGCAACGAGGUGACCGUGCUCCCGGACGUAAAUAUCAACAACGUCAACAAGAAGCAGUACUUCUUCGAGACGACGUGUCACAGCGCCCGCUCGGGCAGCUCGGGCUGCCUGGGGAUCGACGCCAGACACUGGAACUCCUAUUGCACCAACUCACACACUUUUGUACGGGCGCUGACGUCUUUUAAAAACCUGGUGGCCUGGAGGCUCAUUCGCAUCAAUGUGGCCUGCGUGUGCGUGCUCAGCCGCAAGUCAUGGCGGCAGUGACUCCUACCCGCACGUCACCCGUGGCACACACGCAUACACAAACAGUUGAGACAGUCUCCACAUAGACAUCACCGAAGCCUUCUCACCCUCUGCACAAAGUAAAUUAUUGAUAUAUGUCAAGGUAUCAGGACUGCAUGUAUAUAAACCAGACCUGGGUCAAACAGUAUUUGUACUGAUGUCUUUGCAAAGCUGGUAGGAGAAGUUGAGCACAAAGCAGUCACUCUAAUUGGCUUAAUUUCUUGUACUCACUGUAAGUAAACUGACCACUAAAGCAUUUUGAAAUACAGUUUGAUGCAGGUCUGAUAUGGGCACCCUUUGUUUAAUCUGUUGUUGUUGUUAAUAUUGUUAUUUAUUAAA